UGUGCACUCCUUUGGUCGGCUCUUCGGUCGGGCACAAACACAUGAGACAGCCGCCAUGCAGGCGCUUCACCGACUACUGCGAGCAUCGGGGCGAGUGGCCGUCUCGCAGCGACAUGUGCUCGGUGCUGUCGGUGGUGCCGGGCUUUGCGUUUCAACAGUAGCCAUCCACAGGCAAAUGGCGGCGGGGGCGAUCCCGUCUUGCUCCGCGAUGACUGCGUCAACCACAGCAGCAACCGCAGGGGCAGACGGCAACAUCAGGCACUUGGAGGGGGAGGACAUUACGGUGUAUCAGUACAAGAUAUGCCCGUUCUGCAACAAGCUCAAGGUGGUGAUGGACUUUCUGGGCAUCCCGUACUCUGUCACGGAGGUGAACCCGCUGACGAAAAAGGAGAUCAAGUUCUCGGAAGACUACCGGAAAGUCCCCAUCGUUCGCAUGGGCGGGGAGCUGUUCAAGGACUCGCCGGUCAUCAUUGAUGAGCUUAUCGCCCGCCUGCGGGAGUCAAAGGUGAUGUCGGACGAGGAGCAUGCUGUGUUCUGCUCAUCGGACGCCAAGAAGUGGGCGGAGUGGGCAGACAAGCAGCUUGCCGUGUUGCUGUUCCCGAACCUCACCCGAAAUUUCUCGGAAUCGUACCAGGCGUUUUCGUACGUAAACGAUGUCGACACGUUCAGCAUGAUGGACAAGGUAUCGAAUCAGGUGAUCGGGUCGGCCGCCAUGUGGGCGGCCCAAGGCAAGAUAAAAAAGAAGUACAACAUCGACGACGAGCGGGAAGCGCUCUUCUCGGCCAUCAAGGACUGGACGGACGCCCUGGGAGAGGUCGACGGGCCCUUCUUUGGAGGGGACAGACCGAACCUCGGCGACCUCUGCGUGUUCGGGUGUAUCCGGGCGAUCGAGGGCUUGGACACGCACAAGGACGUGCUCGCGAGGCAGGGCGUAGGGGCGUGGUACCAGAGCAUGGUUUCGACGCUCGAUUACGCUCCUUCAGCCUAGAAGUAUUCGAGUUUCCGUUUUCACGCUCUAAGGCGGGAGCGAGAGAGAGAGAGAGGGAGAGAGGGAGAGGGAGAGAGAAGGCCUUCUAAGUUUUGGUCCUCGGGUUCUUAUGAUCCCUCGUUAGGCCUCUCCCCUUGCCGUAGAUUUUUCGGAUGGUGUUUUUGUUUGCUUGCCUUUCGAAACGCUUGCGAAUUACAUCGUGGACGCCAAGGGCUCGGCUCACAGAGCAGGGCAUGCUCAAAAGGCAGGGCAUCUGGGCGUGUGGCAUAUCAACCAUGGUACCGACGCUUCAAUUCGCCUGAAGACCCUAGAGAUGUACUAAGUCCUGCAGUGGGUCAGGAGGGAAUGAUAGUGUUGUUGCAUUUUUUUUUGUCGCUUUGAUUGGUUGUCUCCGUCGAAUGUUUGUCCGGCGGUCCUUCGACGCAUCCCGUCGAAUUUGAUUCUUCGCCGUGCGAAAAGCAUGUGUGGGCACAAAGAGUAGGAGUUUGUAUUGGCGAUGGAGGCCUGCCACACGGACGAAAAGCGUGGUCGCGAGGGAAGGCGUCGGAGCACGUGCUAUGGCGUUCUCGCGCUAGAAUGUGGUAUGGGAACCGGUGUUGUUACUGCUACAUUUUUAACGGUACCAAACGUGUGGACUCAAGGCUUGAGUACGCACCUGCAGGCUAACGAGUGUUCGGCGCGUGAAGCUUGUCUCGUUCUUGCUUCUGGUUGGCUGCUUGGUUUGAUUGACGGCGUGUGGGAACAAUGGGAAACAUUGACGUUUUGGUUCUGGUUUGCUCGACCGCUUGGUGAGAGCUGCGCCCCGCUUUCUCUUCUCUCUAAGUUGGCACUGUCUUUGACGUUUUACUUGCCAGCUCCAGGUGUGGCGUCAUGUGUUGAGAUUCUCGUAUGAUAUCGACACAUAGGCUGGCACAGCAGUAAACAGCCGAUUGUGCUCUUGGGGAAACAUUUCCAAUGCAUGUCCAUCGCAGAACUUGGAAUAGUUCUGCAAGUGGUUCAAUUUGAUGGGGUGGGGGUUGGGGAUCAUGGUUCAGUGCCCUGUUUUAUGUUUGCCCGUAUUUUCAACAAGGCCACGGCUGGAGUGUUGCUGUACCCCGACACUCAUCACCUUGUUCGUUUGUGUGCCGCCGGGCAUACGGGGGAGAGUGGGAGAGAGGGGGCGGAGUUUUCUUCGACGCUGCUCUACAGCCUAUGUUCAUGCCCGGAAGGACCGUUUCCAUCCUCAUUCAUGGUUUGGUGUGUUGCUUGUGGCCUGCAGGAUGUCGCCAGAGACACAGCAACUGACAACGAAGCGCACAGACCACUCAUGGACGACUUGAACGGACGUUGCGGCUUGACCGGACGUUGCCU
Ectocarpus sp. CCAP 1310/34 is the source of this 2338-nucleotide messenger RNA. The record is from the annotation of a GenBank genome assembly. Lineage: Eukaryota; Phaeophyceae; Ectocarpales; Ectocarpaceae.